AUGAGGCAGGCCAGUGCUAGGGUCGCCCAGCUGGCGGGCAGGGCAGGCCGUCUGGGCCUGGGCGACGCCCUGGGCUCUGGAACGGCAUGCGGUGGCUUCCAGGCCCUCUCCGCGCGCCAGGCCGCCGCUGCGCGCGCGUUCGGCGACCUCCAGCCUACCAACUCCUACCCCUACGCCAAGGACUACCCGAAGCGGCCGUUCGAGUACCCGACCGUCGGACGCGAGUACCAGCAGACGGAGUUCGACAGCGUCUUCGACAUCGUGCGCCGCCACGGCGAGCAGCACAACCCGGAGCAGUGGGCGGCCGUGAUGGCCAAGGCCGACGCGGUCGAGGCCGCCAAGCUCGACGCCGACCUCCAGGAGUUCCCCGAGGGCGCGCGGCCGUACGUCAAGCAGCUCCUCGCCCCCGAGAUGCCCUCCGCGGCGCGCCUCGAGGAGAUGUUCGCGCAGUGGCCCACGCACGACGAGGUCGUGUUCCUGUCCUGGUGGUCCGGCCUGACCAUGGGCGAGAAGCGCGCGCUCCUGGGCCGCGGCGCCGACAUCGCGCGCUUCGACGCGAAGUUCCAGGAGCUCUGUGCCAACGCCGACCUCCUCCCCGAGGAGCGGUGGGACCUCCGCCGCGAGAUGGCGCUGGCGUGCGACGAGCAGCUGGACGACGUGCUGUCCGGGAUGCCCGCGGACGUCGCCGAGGGCCUCGCGGAGCAGCUCAAGGAGGUCGAGGUCCGCCGCCAGAUCGCGAACGAGUUCCGUCACAAGCGCUCACUCGUGGGGCCCAAGGGGCCCGUGCCGUACAUCACGCCGUGGGGCGUGAUGCACGCGCGCAAGUGGAACUACGCGGACGUGGACUUCGGGCAGGCGACGGGCCGCUGGCGCUGGGAGCUCGAGAUGACCAAGCUGGGCAUCAACAUGUACUGCGACCCCGCCUACCUGGAGGCGCAGUUCGGGCUCGUGGGGUGGUCGCCGCGCAACCCGGUCAUCGUGAACACGCCGAACGAGGAGCGCGUGAUCGGCGUGGUCGACCCGGACGACGACCACACCAUUUGGUGGUCGCCCAUUCGCGCCGGCGACGCCCCGCGGCAGAUCAUCGAGGACGGGCCGUGGUUUGUGUGCCGGCGCAUCGACAAGGAGGGCACGUUCGCGAAGCUCGCGGCGUACUACGAGAUCUUGAUGGAGGAGGAGCUGGACGAGACCUCGGAGCGGCCGCUGGACCAGAUGCUGUGCCAGAUGAAGCAGCAGCUCGACCAGUUCCAGUUCGUCCUGCACGACAUCGGGCCGGACCCCGCCACGCUGAGCAUGCUGCGCGAGAAGAAGGCCGAGUACGCGAAGCUCGCGGAGCAGGAGGCGGCCAAGGCGCUCGCGGCGACGAAGCAGUACGUCGGGUCGCUCCAGGCCGGCACGCCCGCGGCGGCGGCGGCCGAGGCGGCCGCGGGGAAGCCGCUGAGCGCGCUGUCGGCGCUGAGCGACGCCGACCUGGCCGCGAGCAAGGGCCUGGUGGCGCUGGCGAUGCAGGACGCGUGGGAGCGCAAGCAGGUGACGAAGUGGGUGGCGCGCAUGUCCGCGGGCGCGCAGGACGCCAGGGACGCCGAGGCGUGGACGGGGAUGCCGCUCGCGCAGCUCAAGGCGCUCCCGGAGGCCGAGCUGGUCGCCAAGGUGCGCGAGGCGUCGACGGGGCGGCUGGCGGAGCAGUACCGCGCCGAGCUGGACGCGGAGCUCCUGACGGCCGGCGGGGCCGGCGCGGAGGCGGACGCGCGCGUGCAGCAGCUCAAGGCGUACCGCGCGAUGGGCGACGCCGAGCUGGUGGCGGCGGUGGCGCAGAAUAUGGCGCGCGGGCGGCCCGAGGGGCUGCAGCGCGGGAUGUGGCGGUCGAUGCUGGCGGGGAGCCUCGUGGGCGAGGGCGUGAUGCGCGACGGGGACUCGCUGGUGCGCGCGCUCGGGCUGGACGACGAGACCAGCCGCGCGGAGAUCGAGGCGAAGUUCGCGCAGUGA
Molecule: messenger RNA, 1986 nt
Organism: Pedinophyceae sp. YPF-701
Lineage: Eukaryota; Viridiplantae; Chlorophyta; Pedinophyceae
Source: the annotation of a GenBank genome assembly